This is a messenger RNA of Coprinopsis cinerea okayama7#130, 1191 nucleotides long. RefSeq lists its product as hypothetical. The record is from RefSeq and is a predicted model, not a curated record. The transcript has 5 exons. The coding region runs from base 1 to 1191 and encodes 396 amino acids. NCBI's taxonomy places the organism in Eukaryota, Fungi, Basidiomycota, Agaricomycetes, Agaricales, Psathyrellaceae. Gene Ontology annotation, molecular function: GTP binding.
AUGUCCGCGCGAUCCAGGAAUUCGAGUUCCCUUCGAACGAGCCUUCGCGCAGAGAUUGACCCGAUCUUCAAGGAUGCAAGGAGCACGGAUAUUGUCAUUCCGGUCAUGGGUCUCACCGGAGCAGGGAAGAGCACCUUCGUCAACUAUCUACUGGGGCCUGAACGCAAAAACGAACAUCUCAAGGUUGGAGAGGGGCUCUCGUCGUGCACGGCGUUUGUCCAACCUGUAGUGCUUCCCUUGAACCGCGAGGCAACCCAGAGGGAGGAAGCAAGGAUCGUGGUGGUGGACACACCUGGGUUCGACGAUACCUUGGUGGAAGAUGUGGACGUGUUGAAGAGGAUAGCCGCUUGGCUGGCAACCUCAUACGCUAAGGGAUUACAGCUAGGAGGGGUAAUCUACCUCCAUGACCUAUCGCUGGAUCGUUUUGAUUCGACCUCUAUGAAGAACCUCGUGCUGUUCAAAGCGCUCUGUGGUCAAGCUGCGUUCGACAAGGUCGUCCUUCUCACCACGAAAUGGGGAAAGUUUGCGGACGAGAAGAUAUACGUUGCCGAGAGUAGGGAGAACGAACUCAAGACCAAGUUUUGGAAAGAGCUCAUCGGGAAUAGAUCUCAUCCCAUGUCAUUCAGGCCGUCACAGGGAACGGACUCCGGGCAUGGUUGGGAGGAAGAUAGGGCGUGGGAGGUGGUGGACCAUAUCUUGGGCAAGUGGGGGCAUCGACGACAUAAACCACUGGCGAUCCAAAAAGAGCUGGUUGACCAAAACAAGCUACUCCCACAAACGAAAGCCGGGAAACUGCUUAAAGUGUCCUUGAAGUCGGUGUCCAGGGGCAACAGGGGUAAAGCUGACCCCAAAAUACAGGAGAUCGCGAGCGAGCUCAAGACGCCAUUGGGUAUAAGGGUGCGACAGAUGUUCGGUGUAUAUCAAGCGGAAGAGUAUUACUUUAGAUCAACGCCUUCCCUUGUUGAGGAGAGCGCGACCAUGAACAGCGAUCGCUGGACAGUAGGUACACUGCGAUUCAGACAGAACCGUAACCGUUCUGGUAGCAAUGCACCCCCUACAUAUUCCCAAUUCGUACAAUCAAGUUCUCGUUUCCCCAUGCUGCGUUUCUCCCUACAAAAGAGCAUCAAGGUCAUGAGCUCGUGUUGCAUGAAACUUGUCGACGUCGACGAGGAAAAGUUGCUCACCCCCUGA